CAAAAUCGACAAUGGUAUAAUCCAAAGAUGGCCACGAUAUCUGUCAACGAGAAGUGAAACUUUCCCUUAAGAAUAGGAAUAUACCCCGUCAAUUAACCUUUAUUUGGACUAUUUUGCUCGGAUUGACAUCGAUGCGGUUUUACCGGAUACACAUUAUUAUAUCUUUCUGAGUUGAUAUUUCGUCCGACGCCGUUUUGUAUUGAAUAGCAGCCCGCCUUGCUCAACUGCUCUCUUUUAAGUGAGCUAGCCGUCCUGCUAACCGCGGGGAGAUUCCAGGCUCCGGGAAUAAUUUCGGGAACAUAUUUCCACUUUGCUGCGCUAAGUAACGCGCUAGAUCUGGUACCGACACUGUCAUAUAAGUGGUUCUCGCAGGAAGCGGGUUUUAACGCGGAAGCCGCUCGCAAGGUAGUUGUCAGGCUCAGCGCUUCCGUCUACAUCUUUACGUCACUCGCUUCCAAUUAAGUUUGAUGUUUUUCCAUGAGCACUGUGCGGAGAGGACUUUGAUUUGCUUGUACCUUCUGUCCUAGCAAAUCAAUGGAGAAGCUUCAAGACCUCAGCCAGUCCGAGUUGCAGGAUUUGCUGGACAACUCGGAGCGGGUUGAGUCUAUGGCAUUGGAGUCUGAUGAGAUUCAGAACAUUCAGUUGGAGAGAGAGAUGGCUCUGGCUGCCAACCGCAGUCUGGCCGAGCAAAACCUAGACAUGAAGCCCCGACUUGAAACAGAGAGGGCGCGACUGGUGGGAAAAUAUGCUGAACUAGAAGAAGUGAGGGAGAAAUACAAACAACACUGUGCCAUGAGAGAUAGUAUCAUGGGGCAGGUGUCUCCGGAGGGGCUGUUGUCUCGUCUGCAGAUAGAGGGCGCCAACACAGAGGCAGAAUCAGAGGUUUUAGCAGACGAGUUCCUCGAAGGCUCGACAACGCUGGACUCCUUCCUCGAACGCUUCCUUUCCCUCCGCUCUCUGGCUCACACGAGACGAGUGCGCAUCGAAAAGCUGCAAGAAAUUCUCAGCCAAAAAAGCAAAGGGAUAGGAGAUGCUACAGUGACAUCACAAACCGGUGCCAAUCAGGAUGCUGAAUCAUCAUCGCCGUGGCAACAACCGCAGCCUCAACAGCAGCAGAGCUCCAAAAUCAACGCACCCACCAAUGCAUCCACCUCCGCUCUGCCCUACGCCCCCUACCCCGUUGCUCCCCCCUCAGCCUCCACAGCGGGCACCACUAACCCCAACACAGCGUUCCAGCCCUACCCCAGCCAGGGUGCCCCGUUCCCACCGUCAACAGGCUACACAGCACCCAGGCCUGCGUUCGGUCCUCCCGCUUGCCCAUACCCCACUCAACCACCAUUUCCUGGCCCACCUUUUGGGCAGUUUGGUUCCACGCCCGCUCCGUACCCCGCUGCAUACGCUUAUGGAGGGUACGGCUACCCCACAGGCCCCCAUGGGCCAUCAACCCAAUCACCCACAGCUAGACCGCUUUAUAGGCCAGGUUUUGGGGUACCACAACCAUACUCCUGAGCCACUCUGUGUGUGUCUUUCUCAUGAUCCUCCCUCUCGUCUCUCUCCCUCCUUUCUCCUCCUCCUCUGCCUUUUCCUUACCCUCAGAUUUGUGGUUUGCGUACCCCGUCACAUCCUGUUUCUGUCUGAGGCUUAUAAAGACACUUGAGAUUGAAUGUGUGCUUGUUUCCCCCAGUCAGAGACUCAAUAUGGGCCGCAUAGUCGGCUCAGUUCCUGUCCAUUUUAAAGCAUGUUAUCAGUUUGCAAAAAUUUAUUAUUAUAUUCAAUGACGACAUUGUGUUACAGCUCAGCCUUAUUUGGCUGUUUUUUUUUUCCAAUCAUUUUGUCAAAAAUCUGCUGAGAGACAAACAUGCCACACUACAUGGAAGCGUUAUGUUAGCGUUAGUCUAUAUCAACCCUUGUUGACGACGUCAAUCCAGAAAGCACAGCACCAUUUUCCUCAUCACAGAUGAGACUCUUUAAAAAAAGACAAGCGUAUUCUUUAUCAUGAAUAAAUUUAGACAACUUCCACGUGUGCAGAUUUGGGUGCAGUGCGUCCUGUUAUGAAUGCUUAGUGUACCAAUGCACCAGCCGAUCACUCCAGACCCUCUCGAUACCUCUUGCUCCCUCUUUUUUCUUUAAGUCCUUCCACUCCAUUUAUUUAAUAUACCGCUUGACAAUGAUUGGAAGAAACAGACUAUUACUGUACUUAACGAAUGAAACUAAUAUUAAAGGGAAACUGGAGAACAAGGGAUAUUAAUAUAGACAUAUCUAUCAGCUAUAGCACAGGAUUUGGUGGGGCCGUUGAGGCAUAACAUAGCACAGUGCAUAUGCAAAGAAUAUAGGCGCUACAUAACAUGCUUACUUUAGUAAAUAUAGCAUUCUGCACCUACCGUUAAGGUGGUAAAACUAUGCAGACGAAUGCCUGGCUGCAUAUUUUACACUGAAUUUAGACACAACGAGACAUUUGAUGGUUAAAUGACAGAAUGCUUUCUUUGUGAUUUGAUUUGAGUUCAGAUUCUGCCACAUGAACACCCCCACUAGCCCACAGUUGUAGGCCUAUCCAUCAAAACGGCCUGUGCGUGUCAUUUCGUGGUGUUAUGUAGAUCCGUAAAAGCCCCACCUAAUUAAGGUCUGCUUGUCGGUCAACCAGAGGACCAUGUGAAUCACACUAGCACUCCACACUAACUGCCCCGAACUCUUUGGCGACAGGAGCUGGGAGCAGGGCCUUUAAACUGUCAGCUUUAGAAUAGGCGUGCGGGGUUCUCUCUUUAUUUUUGUACUUUAAAGCAAUUCAAAACCAGAGGCAUCCUCAAUCAAGCCUCGGGUGGCUUUAUCUAAUUCAUGAACUCAGUAAUUAAGACUCAGGUUUGUAGCAAAACCCCCACGUUUAGGUUCCCUCCCCAGCACCUGGAGCGAGGGAGAGGGGUGAUACGACACGAGGAUGAGAGGGGAAAAAAAAUGGGAUGAAAAUUUUAUUAGCACAUUGAUUUGCAGCAUUAGAGGAAAGAAAUUCUAUUGCAUUGGUUGUGAUGACUGUAGCCUGUUAAAAGUGUAUUUUUAUUUUUAUUGUCCUUUUUUUCGGGUGUGAAUAUUAAACACUGAUUUGAAGUUGA
Labeo rohita (rohu) is the source of this 3104-nucleotide messenger RNA. RefSeq names its product VPS37C subunit of ESCRT-I (gene vps37c). Gene Ontology annotation, cellular component: ESCRT I complex. The coding region runs from base 535 to 1509 and encodes 324 amino acids. The record is from RefSeq and is a predicted model, not a curated record. Gene Ontology annotation, biological process: ubiquitin-dependent protein catabolic process via the multivesicular body sorting pathway; protein targeting to membrane; protein targeting to vacuole. The transcript is spliced from 5 exons. NCBI's taxonomy places the organism in Eukaryota, Metazoa, Chordata, Actinopteri, Cypriniformes, Cyprinidae.